Messenger RNA from Trichoderma harzianum CBS 226.95, 600 nucleotides. RefSeq lists its product as hypothetical. NCBI's taxonomy places the organism in Eukaryota, Fungi, Ascomycota, Sordariomycetes, Hypocreales, Hypocreaceae. Gene Ontology annotation, molecular function: protein-macromolecule adaptor activity. The transcript has a single exon. Gene Ontology annotation, biological process: proteasome regulatory particle assembly. The record is from RefSeq and is a predicted model, not a curated record. The coding region runs from base 1 to 600 and encodes 199 amino acids.
AUGUCCGCAGACACAACGCCCAUAUCCCCCGCGCGCUUCGCCUCCGCCAUCAAAGACCUCUCCCUCGGCAUGCUCCACCUCAAGGUCCUCGAAAUCCGCAACUCCAUCGCCCACCUCCAAUACUCAAACGACCAGCUCAAGCCCUUUGCGGACGGCACCUCUGCCGCGCUGGGCGAGUCCGCAACCCCCGCUGCUCCCGACCAGGACUGCAUCGACGCCAUCAAGGAGAACGAGGUCGUCAUCGAUCGCAUGGCCGAGCGCCUGGCAAUCAUCCGCGCAGAGGUCGAGGACCGCGGCGUCAGCUGGACCGAGUUUCAGAGCCAGGACGAGGUCGAGGCAAACACAAACGCCGAGGUGGGUGAAGCCCUGACGAACGGAGACGUUGUUGCGGACGACCAAGCGGCAGAGACGACGAGGCAUUCGGCGUGGACGGACGGCACUUUCCAGACUGGCACGAUAUCCAACGGCCAGGUGCGAUUUGAUAGCCAGCCAGGAGAACAGACCACAUCGGUGAACCAGAGCGAGGCGCAAUCAACGACGCAAGGUGCAGAAAGGCAAGAUGGCCAUGAUGAUGAGGAGGAGGGUGGUUUGCAUCUAUGA